Oncorhynchus gorbuscha (pink salmon) is the source of this 1171-nucleotide messenger RNA. RefSeq lists its product as uncharacterized. The record is from RefSeq and is a predicted model, not a curated record. The transcript is spliced from 3 exons. Bases 3 to 1109 code for a protein of 368 amino acids. Lineage: Eukaryota; Metazoa; Chordata; Actinopteri; Salmoniformes; Salmonidae.
GGAUGGCCGUGGGCAUGGUGGCGGCCGUAGUGGAGAAGCUCUCCAGCAUGUUAAGGGCCCCUUCCCCUCAAAUCCCUUUCUCCCGCGCUGCGGCUUUUGAAUCUGUGUGGUCAAUCCUCGGGAGAAUCAGUCUGUCCUUCUCCACGGAUGACCUCCAGAGCCCAUUUUAUGUGAGAUCUGUCUGUGCCUUUGUGGCUGAUGAAGUCCAGAGCUGCUUCCAGCCCCCUGCAGCCACCUUACCAGUCCUCCCUGUCGUCGCUGUGGCCGUCUCCACUGCACCUCCAGACAUCCUAGCAGAGGCAGACCCGGCAUCUUCCCACCUGGACGUCGUGGACAUCACCCAUAACAUACAGGCAGACCAGGCAUCUUCCCACCUGGAAGUUGCGGACAUCGGCCCUAAAACAGAGGCAGACAGAGCUUGUUCCCACAUGGAGGUUGUGGACAUCACCACUAACACAGAUGCAGACUCGGCGUCUUCCCACCUGGACGUCGUGGACAUCACCGCUAACAUAGAGGCAGACCCUGCUUCUUCCCACCUUGAGGUUGUGGACAUCACCCAUAACAUACAGGCAGACAAGUCAUCUUCCCACCUGGAAGUUGCGGACAUCGGCCCUAAAACAGAGGCAGACAGAGCUUGUUCCCACUUGGAGGUUGUGGAAAUCACCCCUAAGACAGAGGCAGACCCGGCUAAUUCACACCUGGAGGUUCAGGACAUCACACCUAAGACACAACAAGAUCCAGCUUCUUCCCACUUUGCUGUGAACAUCACCCGUAACAAAGAGGCAGAUCUGGUUUCUUUCCACCUAAAUGUUGUGGACAUCACCCCUAAUAGAGAGGCAGAGCCCAUCUCUUCCCUCUUGGAGGUUGUGGAUGUCACACCUGAAGAAAGGACUCUCAAGAUGGCCGCCUUUGCCUCUCAGCCAACUGACAUCCAAGCAGAGGAUGUUGCUGUGGUCAUCCCAGAUGUCACCCCACACGUCACCAAGGAUGUGACACUGGAUGUUCCAUGCAGAGCUGCAUGCAAAGGGAAAGUCCGGCAAUUUUUUUUCAGGCUUUGGAGGGCAGUGUGCUGCUGCGCCUGCCACAAGGAAGAGGAGGAACAAGAUUAGUUAUUCAUCAGACCUUCAGAAAUGGGAUUGAACCAUAGACCAUUAAAUUAUUUGCAUCAUAA